GUCUGGCUUUGCCAAUUUCCUCCCUCGAAUCGCGGCCCGGAGGAAUCGCAAGCUCUCACGGUGCGUCUUGUCGCCAGCGCCUUGCCUCGCAAUGGUUGAUUUCGGUUCCCGCCUCCAUGACCUACUUGCGAAAAACGCGCCUUAGGUCGUGGAUAUUUCGAUGCCUCCCGUCUCUCGACAGCGUAGACCUCUGUCCUAUGAAGACCCGUCGCUUUCUGACGAAGAUGUCGGCCUUCUCUUCCAGGUCAUCACCCGCGCCGAGCGAAGCCCAGAGGUCGAUCGCCUUCCCUUCAGAGUCCUUUUCCAAGCAUACGACGAGGUCAUUGCCGAACAUGGCGUCGACGCGGAUCCGGGCUAUGCCUGCAUGCGAUUCCUGCUCAAAAUGGGCAAGAAGAACAUCGUAGGCGAUUCUCUUUUUGACAAGUUUGAGAACCUGCUGGAACAAAACGGAAUAGUUAUAGAAUUUGGCGGGGAAAAUGAUGACGACAAUGAUGAAGAAAACGAAACUUAUGAAGAUAGUGCGCCCGUGGUGGAUGGUCGACUUCGCGCGAGGGUGGACCGCGACAGUACGCCUAGGGAAGACACGACGCAAAUAAUCCGACGAAGACGAGCGUCCUUCAAUUCGAUGUAUGACGUUGGUGACGAUCCCACGCAAAGGAGCCUUCUCAACCGGCCAAGCUCACGCUCGUCUCUCUCUCGUCUGCCUAUGGAGAAGCCCGAUUUCACGGAUCUCCGACCAUCGCCGCCAAGAAAUGCGACGACCAGGAAAGCUGCAAACUCACCCGACCGAACGCAAUUGAUCGCACAAUUUAUCGAUGUGGGACGUCGCUUGAUGAGCCGGAUGGAUCUUUUGGAUCCGGAAAAGAAUCAAAAGGUUGCCUCGAACGGCGUUGAAGCCAGAUCUGCAGUUGACGAAGACCGUUCGAAGCGAAUCGCAGAAGCUUCACAAUCGCGUCGGCGACAGCGCUCGCCAAGCUCAAAGGCUUCAGAUGAAGACGUGGAAGAGUCAUCGGCCUCGGACGACCCAAGUGAGACCGUUGAUCGACCUGAGGUACCGCUCGAGCUGUUGUAUAGGCCGUCGCUGUCAGAUUUGCUGCGAGAUGCAUCGACAUUCAAUAUGUACCGUCAGCGUGCCAUCAACCGCCGAAUUCUUACGCAAUGGCUGAAGAAGGCGAUACAGACGCGACAGAGCCAUCAGAAUAUGGAAGUGGUUGCUGUCAACCGGGAUCGCCUUACUCUUGUUCGCCAGGCAUUCGAUACGUGGCACACGAUUAUUCAAAAAAAGCAACAAGCAGAGCGGACGGAAAAGUUCUUCAAACGCCUAGAAGAGCGUGCUGGUAGGGCUAGAGACCUUUACCUCAUGACCAAAGCUUUCACCCAUUGGGCUCAGGUGUCUUCUGAAGAGAUUGCAAGAACGUCCGCUGCGCGACAGCACGUCCUCGGUGUCAAAUACUUCAAUGCGUGGCGUGAGAUAACCGCCGUUAAUGAACUCAAGGCGCAGAGGUUCGCGUUGCGAAGGCCAUUCAAUGCCUGGAAGAAGAAGCUCCACCAGGUCAGAGAAGCAGAGGAAAAGGCUGUGGUCAGAUGUAAUGAACAAGCCACGCAUAACGUUUAUUGGCAAUGGUUCUGGUGUUUCUGCGAACGACGCGCUCCACAGUGGUACGACAAUUGCUUAAAAAGGCGGUCGCUGUUGUACUGGCUGCGCAAAUUUCGAAACAACAGAGAGCGGAUCCAUGAGAUUGACCUGAACAACAAGCACAAUGCGCUCAAUUUGGCGUGGCAGGCCUGGACUGAACGAUCGAAGGCUGUUGCUGCUGGCCAGCAGGAAGCAGUCUCCCGAGAGCGCCGGCAGCUUUUGGAGGUUAGUAUUGGGGAAUGGAGGAUCCAGUCCCAACUUGCACCGGCGGCUUCUCAGGUUGCCGCCAUGGUUGACAAUCGCAUCGUUAAAACGGCAUUUGGACAUUGGGUCAAACGGGCUCAGAUGGUGUCACAAGCAAGGGAGCUGAAUCGACAGAGGAUCGUACGCAAUUCGUGGACUUCUUGGAACGACCUGCUCCGAUGCCAGGCUCUGAGUGCGCGAAUCGAAGAACGCUUGAAGAUGGAAACCAUGUACAAAUGGAUACUGGCAGAGCGGUACCGGCUAAUGCAGCGUAUUCGAGAGCAGCGAAUUACGCGUGAUGUCUUUUCCACAUUCGUUACCAACGUCCGCAGCACAUACUCUCGACUACUCGAUAACGCGGAACGACACGAGGAAAAACGAAACAAAGAGCUUCUCCGGUCGAAAUUUACCCUUUGGCGCGGUCAACUCUCCCUCCAACACCAGCGCGACGUCGUUGCCUUCGAAUUCUAUGCACCGCGUCUGGCGGAGGAGUCACUUGUGGCAUGGCGAUCGAAGCUUGACAGCGUCGCGAAACUUGACGCAUGGGCGCGUGAUGCACAAUAUUAUUUCGGCACAACAAGGACGAUGAAAAAGUGGCGCAAAGCAACAGUGGAGGCUGCGAAGCGGCGCCGCCAGGACGCCUACUCGCAAACUCGAAGAAUGAUCAAGAUCAACCUUGCUUCAAGGGUCUUGGGAUCCUGGAGUAUCCAAGCUCAGCACGUUUCUGACUUGGAGCAACAGGCUCUGCAGUUCAGCCGAAGAAAAUCCUUGACUUUGGCAUCUGGAUUUUUGGACCAAUGGCACGAGAAAGCCCAGAGACAGAUACAAGACGCAAUCAAUGCCGACACCUACUUUUUCCGACGUAUCGCCUACAACCAACUGAUACGGCUGGCCGAGGUCCUGAUAGAAUGGCAUCGCUUGGGAGAACAGGCAGACAGCGUGUAUCACCUGCAUGUCCUUGGCCAGGCCAACGUCCAUCUUCGGAGACUCAGCCUGCGCGUUUUCCAGAUUAAGAGCUCUGCCGAGACAGCGGGCGCCAUGAGAGAACGAAGUUUAAGGAGACAUUCGAGAGGCAUGUUCCGUAACUGGCUCGAGAAGACCCGAAUGAAUAUCGAAGCUCGCGAUUCUCCCGGACCCCUUAUGAGCCCUGCGAAGACCUAUGAUGGGGCCAGCCGAGCGGAUCAAGCCAUAUUCGAUCCUUGGUAUCCAUCCGAGACGCCCUUCAAGCUGGGUGACUUUGUCGGCGGCUCUCCGGCUCCUUCUCCCAACCCGUUGGCUACCCCCAACUUCAUGAGCUCCCCAUCUAAGCGGGCUGCGCGCGCAAGGGUACUGGCCCAGGUGUCCACCACGCCCGCCACCCCAUUGCAGACGCCGUUUGCGAGCCGGCUUCUCCGUGCCCGGACGGGGUCACUCCCCAAGACCGCCUCGAGUAAACGGCCUCGCAAUGGCCGGGCCAGCUCACUAGGGACCAGCGUCCGGUUCGUCGACGAGGAACCGGAAUCACCCACGGACGGUAGGAGAUCGUCCGGACGACGAAUGUGAAGUCUCCAGUACUUCGACACGUGUGAAUGCCUUGCGAUUCUGUAUUUUCUGGCUUGUCUACUGUGGGUUUAGACUUGGGAUAGGCGUAUUUUGAUACCCUUUCGCGUUGUUCCGACAUGUAUUCUGCAGCAAUAUGAACUAUUGUUUAUUUCUGUUUUUCUCAUCAUUAUCUUCUGUAUAUAAAGAUUCGUCCA
This is a messenger RNA of Aspergillus steynii IBT 23096, 3615 nucleotides long. RefSeq names its product Sfi1 family protein. The coding region runs from base 161 to 3421 and encodes 1086 amino acids. The record is from RefSeq and is a predicted model, not a curated record. Lineage: Eukaryota; Fungi; Ascomycota; Eurotiomycetes; Eurotiales; Aspergillaceae. The transcript is spliced from 2 exons.